This is a messenger RNA of Cannabis sativa, 708 nucleotides long. RefSeq lists its product as uncharacterized. The transcript has 4 exons. The coding region runs from base 1 to 708 and encodes 235 amino acids. The record is from RefSeq and is a predicted model, not a curated record. Lineage: Eukaryota; Viridiplantae; Streptophyta; Magnoliopsida; Rosales; Cannabaceae.
AUGUACAACCCACACCCAAAUCCUCAUCUAGAAUAUGCCUUUAGGAAUGAACUUCAAAGUGUGAAGAUGACUCCUAGUCAGAGUAUCACUUCACACUUGCUCAUGAUGAACAUGAAAUACCAGAAAGCAGCUAAGCUGGGAAUUGUUUUAUCUGAAGUGCAGAGAGUUCAUUUUAUUCUCAACAGCUUAUCACCUGAGUUUAACCAAUUUGUUUUAAAGAAUUGGAACUCUUCCGACACAGACAAGCUGGACGAAGUGUUGCGUGCUUAUGAACGGACAUUGUCAUUUCCAUGGAGAUCUUUCUCUAGUAAUGCAGAUAAGUGUUGGAAAAUGACUGACAUCAAGGAAUGUCUUGACACUCAAAUCGAAAUGAAAGAUUUGGGUGAAGCUGCUUAUGUUUUUGGUAUUCAGAUCAUCAGAAACCUUUUUACUCUUGGGGGUAGAGCAGCUGUUUGGAGAAGCGCUAAGAAAACUGCAAUAUCAGACUCUACCAUGGAGGCCGAGUACAUAGCUGUCGUUGAGGCUGCUAAGGAACUUGUUUGGCUAAGAAAGUUCUUCUCAGGAUUUGAUGUUGAUCCUGGAAUGGAAAAACUACUGGUUUUACUUUGUGACAACACUGGUGCUAUAGCCAAUAGUGUGACAUGCUGUAAUAACUCAGCCUUUUGCAAGCUUGUAACAAUAGGUGAAAUGCCAUCAGUCACACAAUGA